This is a messenger RNA of Stegodyphus dumicola, 1767 nucleotides long. RefSeq names its product acetoacetyl-CoA synthetase-like. Gene Ontology annotation, molecular function: acetoacetate-CoA ligase activity. NCBI's taxonomy places the organism in Eukaryota, Metazoa, Arthropoda, Arachnida, Araneae, Eresidae. The record is from RefSeq and is a predicted model, not a curated record.
AUGGGUUAUGUUACAGAUUCUUAUUGGGAUCUCCAUAAAUGGUCUGUAGAAAAUUACGCCAGUUUGUGGGAAGAAAUAUGGAAUUUCUUCGGCGUUGUGGUAUCCAAACCUUAUGACAAGGUUGUAGUUAAAACUGGUGAUGGAUUUCUGGAUUACGAUUGGUUCAGUGGCGCAGAGUUCAAUUUUGCUGAAAAUCUCAUGCGGAUAAGAGAUAACAGAAUUGCAUUGAUAUGUGUCGAUGAGAUUGGUUCUGAAGAAACUAUAACUUAUGCUCAAAUGUUCGAAGAGGCUAAGCUAUACACUGCAGCUUUCAGAAAACUUGGCUUGCAGAAAGGAGACACACUUGCUUGUUACAUGUCUAACAGAAAAGAAGCGAUUUUUGCCAUGCUGGCAGCAACGAGCAUUGGAGCUAUCUGGGGUGGACCCCAGCCUUACUUUGGAGGACGAGUUGCAUCAAAUAUCAUUGCAAAAAUGGAAGCAAAGUAUCUAAUCACAGUGGAUCAUCAUCAAGAUAAUGGAAACAUUUACAAUAUCAUAGAAAACUUACCAGUUAUAGUGGACAAUUGUCCAAGUUUAGAGAAGAUAAUCAUUAUUCCUUCCAAAGAAGAAACAGUAGCCAAUGGUAUUUCACAUAUCAGAAAUAGUAUUUUUCUGGAUGAAUUUUUGGAAAGUGGUCGAAAUCCAGAUGGUAGCGUUCCAGACAUUCUAUUCGAACAACUGCCCUUUGGCCAUCCCGCCUUUUUAACAUUUACUUCUGGUACCACUGGCGUUCCGAAAGGAGUAGUGCAUUCAGCGGGAACAUUACUACCGCAUUUUGAAAACAUCGGUUUCGAUUACAACUUGAAGAGUGGUGACGCCCUUUUUCAUUGGUGUCCGGUUGGUUGGACACUUUGGGAUUCCUUCAUUCCAUGCCUGGCAUUAGGUAUAAAGUUAGUUUUAUACUGUGGCAGCCCAUUUUGGGUAAGAGAUGGGAUCAACGUAUGGGAUUUGAUUGCCAAAUACAAAGUGAAUUACAGUGCACUUAUACCAAGUAUGCUGGAUAGAUUAGAAAAACUUCAAAUUUUACCAAGCCCAGGUUCUAAUUUAGAAUGCCUGAAGGUAGUGCUUGUGGGAGGAAGUCCGGUCAAACUUCAGAAUCUCAAGUUCGUCCAGAGAGUAGCUGGAGAGGAUACAUUCGUCGGCAUUGUAUAUGGAGCCACCGAGACAUUCGGAUGUUUCAGCGGGGCCGACAUGAAUUUACCUGUUUACGCUGGAGAAAUCCAAGUUCCUGCGCUUGGGAUGGAUAUUCGUGUUGUUGAUGAUAAUGGUCAGUCUAUAAUUGGUGAGAAGGGCGAAAUAAUAUUUACAGUACCAUGUCCAAGCUUUCCUAUUUAUUUGUGGAAGGACGUCAAUAAUACCCUUAUAAAGGAAACAUAUCUCUCUAAAUAUCCAGGUGCCUGGUGUCAGCAUGAUGAAGGUUGGAUAAAUCCCGAAACGAAGGGACUGCUCGUGAUUGGAAGAAGUGAUGACAUUCUGAUACAAAAUGGAGACCGUUUCGCCCCUACAGACGUUUAUUUUGCCACUGGUGGUAGAUCCAUAAUUCCACAAAAUGUUCUGGAUUCUGUCAACCCUUUUCCAAUACACUUCAUUGCUAAAGUAAAUCUUCUGUUUAAAUCAGAAACAUUUUGUUUUUCACCUACAAGUUUAGAAUUUCUUAUAGAUGUUAUUACUCCACAAGAGCAGCAUGAAAUAUUUAUUUUUAUGGUUAAACCGUAUAAUACUUCAGAA